Molecule: messenger RNA, 2032 nt
Organism: Gossypium raimondii (Peruvian cotton)
Lineage: Eukaryota; Viridiplantae; Streptophyta; Magnoliopsida; Malvales; Malvaceae
Product: crossover junction endonuclease EME1B
Exons: 12
Coding region: 117-1826 (569 amino acids)
Biological process (GO): DNA repair
Cellular component (GO): Holliday junction resolvase complex; nucleus
Molecular function (GO): DNA binding; nuclease activity
Source: RefSeq, a predicted model, not a curated record
ACCAAACGCGACGUUCUCUUCACCGAUCUCGCGCUUAUUCGAAGCCGAAAGCAAAACACUCCCAAAGGCCAAAUUUUUUGAUUUCAGAGUCCAAUUAGCAGCGCACAGUAGCUUCAAUGUCGGAUCCAAUCAUCCUAUCCGAUGGAGACGACCCAAAGACCCCCCGCCCUUCCAUCUACAAGAAGCCCAGAACCGUACUGGACAGUCAUUUACCUCCGGUUUUGAUUCUCGACGAUGACCCUACCCCGCAAAAACCGUCACUGGGCCCCCCCUUCACUUGCGGCUCCACUCCUUCCUUUGUGGCCGAGACUCCGAUGUCAGAGCCUUCGGUCGUCAGGUGCUCCAAUGCUGGCCCUUCAAUUGAGGCUUCGGAUCCUCAAAUUGGAGAUGCCAAGCUCUCUGGAAUAAGCAGAUUGAUAUGUUUGGAAUCUGAUAAUGAUUCUGAAACUGGUUCUAAAAGGGACAAUGAUCAGGAGAAUGGAUCAAAGUGUUCCUACAUUGAUGAGUCCGAAGAGUUAGAAUGGCAUUCUAGAGUUUUUGAUUAUGAAGCUCAUCUAGGGAGUUCUAAUCUAAUCCAAAUGUGUGAGGACAGUUCUUCUCAGCCAUUGUAUGAAGAGGAUGAUGGUGAUCCACAACUUCUUGAGGUAAAUGAUGAUCCAGACAAAGAAAAUUUUGCCUUAGAGCAGAUGGGGAACACAAUAAAGCAGAAUCGAGAAAUGAAAGCUGAUUCUGAUAAGAAAAGUAGCACACAUGGAGCAACGGUAAAAAAAAAGAUGACGAAGGAGGAGCGGACUCGUAUGUUGGAAGAAAAGAAGCUAAAGAAAGAGCAAGAGAAAUUGCAAAAAGCUGCUUUGAAAGCUGAAGCUGUUGAGUUCAAAAAAUUGCAGAAAGAAAGGCAGAAAUGGGAAAAAGGAAAGUUUGCUCUAAAAUCUAUUGUAGCUGAAAUUGAUACUAAGGUGGUUGAACUAGGGUCAAUAGGAGGACAUUUACUUUCAAGGUUGGCUGAUAAAGGCCUUACAUAUCGCAUAACGUCAAAUCCAAUUGAAAAAUCAAUUGUAUGGACUAUGACAGUUCCCGAACAUAUUUCACAGCUUUCUCCUGAAGGACUAGAGAUUCAGUAUGUAUUAAUUGUAUCUGAGGCUGCAGAGUUUUGUGAUCUAGUAACUAGUGACACACUUUUGGAUCACAUUUCUAGAGUUCGAAGUAAAUAUCCAUCGUAUACAGUUUGCUAUCUUACAAAUAGACUAUUGGCAUACAUUAAUAAAAGGGAAAAUGAACAAUACAAGAACCCUGCAAUUGAUAGUGGUUGGAGACGUCCGCCGGUUGAGGAGGUGUUGGCAAAGCUGACCACAUAUUAUGCUAGGGUACACUCUAGGCAAUGUGCUGAUGAAUCUGAACUGGCCGAACAUGUUGUUGGUUUGACAUGCAGUCUAGCCUCGUGCCAAUUCAGAAAGAAGUUAACGCGACUCUGUGUAAGUGCUAAUGGAUCCCUUAUUCCUAAGGAUUCUAUUGACAAGAAUUUAAUAAAGGGGAACUUGUGGUUAAAAGCUUUGCUCGCCAUCCCAAAGGUCCAGCCACGAUUUGCUCUUGCCAUAGGGAGAAAGUACCCUACCAUGAAAUCUCUUUUGCUCGUUUACAUGGACCCUACUAAAUCAGUGCAUGACAAGGAAUUUCUGCUCAAGGACUUGGUGGUAGAAGGGUUAUUAGGUAAUGACAGAAGAUUAGGUGAGAUUUGUUCAAAGAGAGUCUAUAGAGUACUCAUGGCUCAGAGUGGAAGCGUCAAAACUGAUGAUAUUGAGGAUGGUGCUGAUUUCUUCACACAUUAGUGAUACUCAAACUUUUAUUGUUUGCUUUCCUUAUUUUUCUGUCUAGCUUUUAAGAUAAAUGAUUGCAUCAUGUGGAUAAAAUGGGUGUCAAUAUCAAGUAUAUUGAUAGCCAUUAUAAGGAGUAAAAUUCAUUGAUAAUUCGUGAAUUUAUAUUAAUGUUUUAUUUUCAUUUAUAAUCUUAGAACUAUUAUGUUUAUCGUCUACAA